CCUUCCCUUCACAUUCCGUGACGUUAAGUUCUUGUUGAAUAAUAUAUUUUCAACCUAAAUUUAAAAAAAAAACAAAAAACGUAACCGUACUUUUCCCUGUGUGACAGGUGACACUUAGGUUGGUUGCAUUACUUAGGACUGCACUUGAUCUUUCUGCCACCAUUUUAAAUUACAUAAUCACGAUUCUAGUUAAUACCUUAUUUGUCGGGCAGGCCUUGCCGCAAAUGUAGACUUUUUAUACCUUUUAGUCUGAUCCAAGUCAGGACUGAAUGAAACAGGCAGGAGGAGUGUCUGCCCAGAAAUGAACUGUAGUCUCUCAUUGGUUCUCAUAGCUCCUAAGAGAUAAUAAAGGGCAAUUCGCGUAUUUGUACAAUUGUAUUUCUCUGCAGGGAGGUUUCCUGGACAUUUUUCCCCCUUUCCCAAUGACUAGGAAAGUUCCCAGCCCGCCAUCAAGACUUGAGCACAUUUGCUUUUUCAAGCACACAAAGAAGUUGCCUUUUUUUAAUAAUCCAAGUAGGGGAAUUCUGAGAAAAGAACUAAAUUAUCAAAUAAUUAGCAUGGUUGUAGAGGAAGAGCCGUGGACUGUUACUCAGGAGACUGGUUCUGUCCUGGAUGUGGGGCAGAUGACCAGUCCUUUCUGGCCCUCUGUCAUCGGUUGUGGAAGGGGAGGUUAGGAAUUGAAAGCUAAGGUCCUUUUCAACCCCAAAUUCCAUUUAUAUCUGCAGUUAAUGUUAUCUUUCCUAUGUCUCUAAAAGAGAUUUUAAAUGUACUUAUUUAGCAAAAGCGUUUAGGAGAAUAUAUCUCCUGGGAUUAACAAGCCCUUUGCAUUGGCAUUUAGUGAGUCCUAGUGUGUGCCUGGCAUGAUAGCAAGUCUCAGGGACAUGAAAAUGGAAACGUGAGGGCGCGGGAGCUGAUGUUCUGGCCGUAGCUAGUGUAGUAGUAGCAGUCACAUUCAGUAGAAAGUCACUGAACUUAGAACGGUUAAGCCCACACACCACACCACAGCCUCCAGUACAGCUGAUGCUCAGUCCUAAGGCUUCAACUUCAACUUUGUGAUCUGGCCUUACAUUUUCUUUUUUUUUUUUUAAGAUUUUUUUGAUGUGGACUAUUUUUUUUAAGUCUUUAUUGAAUUUGUUACAGUAUUGAUUCUGUUUUAUGUUUUAGUUUUUUGGUCUUGAGGUAUGUGGGAUCUUAGCUCCCUGACCAAGGAUCGAACCCGCACCCCCUGCAUUGGAAGGUGGAGUCUUAACCCCUGGACUGCCAGGGAAGCCCCCAGCCUUACGUUUUCUAAUGUAAGAGUGUAAGUGCACAGAAGACUAAAAAUAAUUUCUUCUUUUGAUGAUCUCAACAACCACUUGAAGGCCUACUGUGUGUCAGGCUCUGGGAAUAUAAUAGUGAACAAAAAUCCUUGGGUGUUACCCUCAGGGAGGUUUUAGACUCGUGUCUAAAGCUCCAUUUCCAGGAAACAUUGCUUUUAUUGGAGGGGGAGAGAGUGAACAUGAAGGGUUUCCAUUUUACCCGUUCAGACUAAACUAAAAAUUUGAAUUUGAAAAGUAGUUAAAAUAAUACACAGUAUAGAUGCAGUUACAAGUUUUCUUUAGCUUCCUGAAUAUAAACACUGAAAAUUGUUACCUGUUUUCUGGGAGAAUCUAGUAUGGGGAAGUCAAGCCUCAAUUGCUGAGACCAUCAGAUUCCUCUGGUCCUGUCUAAUGAGUCCUGCCUUGUAACCAGGGGAGAUGGCUGGCGCUUGACCAGAUGUCUGUUUUGAGAUAAAUGAGGCCAGGGCGGCGCAGAAAAGGUCUGUCAGCUGGUGGCUGACGAACCGCCUGGGUAGUGAGUGGUCUUUUUCCAGGUUACCUUCCCCUCUGAUUGAGCAGAAUGCUAUGGGAACUGUUCCCAAGGGGCCAAGGUCUCAGGACUGCGUCUCUUAGAUCCGUGCCACCGCCCUGCGAAGGGAACAACUAAAACACACAAAACAUAGUGGCCAUGAGGCCUCUUAAAUCUUCCCACUAUUGUGGCCUCCACAGGAGAGUAAAUCAGCUGGAAUCUAGGUGAACCUUACGGGGUAUCCCCCUCCCCCCCUCCCCCUCCCCACAAAAAAGAAAAACUGAUGUGUUUCCUGGUAGGAAUGCCUCGGUCCAGCCCUAUAGCGCCGUUUGGGAGUGUUUACUGAGAACAAAAAUUGGUGGCACCUUGGGUGUAGCCAGGGCUUCCUGACCCACUAGGACUGGCUGUCUUCGGGGGUCGGGGGUGCCUUCAAGGACGGGCAGGUCUCCGCGCUGAGGCCGGCUGUCUACGGGGCGUGUUCUUGCGCGGAAUCCUCGGGGCACGCAGGGGGCCCCCACAAGCGAGCAGCGAACGGGGCCGCGCACCCAGUUCUAAACGUCGGCCAGCCGCCAAGGCAGCACUCCAGGGCUGGAGCUCGGAGACCGAAGAUCGGACGGUGGCGGGCUGACGGCGGGGGCUCAGCGGUGCCCGGACCCCCGUUUCCCGGGAGCGAGGGGUGGGAAGCCCGAGGGCCAGGCGCUUCCUCUCCGUCCCCUAGGCAGGCUCCAGACUGCGACUGCUGCCUGGCGCGGCCGGGCCCAGGGGCGGGGGUGCCCCGGGGCCUCGCAGGGGCCCGGAAAGGCCCCAGAAACGCGACAAGCCGUGAGGGGGGCAGGGCCGCCGGAGAAGGCGCACGAUGCCGCCCGGGACGACGGCGGCCCCCUCGGUCUCCCUCCGGGAGCUGGCCGAUCUCGCCAUCGGCACCCCAGAGGUGGGCGCCGUCAACUUCACGGCCCUGCACACGCUCAUCGUGGCCAUGCUCAAGAAUCUCAACCUGCAGGAUACUCGGAUCGACUUCCCGUCCCCGAUGCUCGAGCAGAGUCGCUUGUUCGAGUCCCCGCGGGUCUCAAGCAGCAGGGCACAGCUGCAGGCGCUGGAGAGCCAGGUGGAGGACCUGGGCGGGCAGGUCCAGGACCUCAGCCUGCAGCUCGAGACCAUGGGGGGCCAGGUGCAGGCCAUCGUGCAAAACUUCCCGUCCCAGGCCGGCGGGCUGGACGCCCGGGACUGGCUGGAAAUGAAGGAUCCGCCCUUGCUUACGGAGGGGAAAGCACAAGUAGGGUCGACGAAAGUCCGGAAGGACGGCGAGCCGGUACCCAAGGGUAUGGAGCUGCUCCAGGACAUCAAGGAAGACGCGAAAAUACUGAAGGAAGCCCAGCAAAAGGCGAAGGAGCAACCCGAGUUGCACCCGGAGAAACUCCUCCAACGGGUUGAUGAACUGGAGAAGCUAAUUAGAGAAAGGGACAAAUUCCUGGAAAUAGUGAGCUGGAAGCUCCGUGCGAUUCCUGAUGCAGAAGAAGCCACCAUGGUCACCUGGGAAGAGCUGGAGCAGGCGGUUACUGGCGGCCGGAUGGCCUCACAAAUGGUCUCAGAGUCAUCAACAAGGCUUCCUAGGCACAAAGGGCAGGGUUCCAUGACAUCAAACGAUAAAAUUCCAAGUGGGGCCUCUACCAAGCAUCCAAGUAUCGACGAGGCUAUAGAGUCUGCCAGUGGUUUUGGCACAGAUGAGACCUCGGGAACCAGUGGCAUAGGAUACUCCUCUGAAGGGGUUACUGGCAGGGAACAAAGCAAAGGUGCGUCUGCUACUGGGUUUCCUGGUAGAGAAGAGGACUCAAGGGCCCGUGAAGAAGCUGGCCUAACCAAACACCGUCCCCAAUUGAGAGCAGAGUCAGAUCGUCGCCGGGCUGGAGAGCAGCACGGCUUAGCACAUCUACGCAGAGAUGAACAAGAUGCACACCUUGGCCCAGUUUAUCAGGACGUAUCCUCCGCCACCUUGCCUAGAGCUCUGCAUGGUCAUGUGUCCCCAGAUCAGCAUGGGGGAGUGCACGUUAGCCAGGGUCAGAUCUAUGCACGGCCAGACCAACAUGGAUUAGGACCACUUGGCAUGAAUCAGCCUGCAUCGCUACAACCUAGCACUUACGCACAUGGUGCGGUACCCCUCGCUGUGGGUCAGCUUGGGGUGACGCCGCCUGGAAUGGAUGAGCAGGAAUUGGUACUAGCUGGCAUGGCUCAGAGUGAUGCAGUGCCACCAUUGGUAUCUGGCAGAGAUCAGCAAGGAUUGGGACUACCUGGUACAGACCAGCCUGGUAUGGUUCCACUUGGCACAUAUCAGCAUGGUGUGAUACUUCCUGGCAUAGACCAACAUGGUAUAAAACAGGCUGGCAUGGACGAGAGUGGUGUGGGACCACUUGGCACUGAUCAGCAUGGAUUGGUACCUCUUGGGGUAGAUCAGCAUGGAUUCGUAAUAUUUGGCACGGAUCAGCAGGGCUUGCUGUCACCUGGUUUGAUGCAAGUUGCUGCAGAUCAGCAAGGUUUUGUACAGCCCAGUUUGGGAACAUCUGGCUUCAUACAACCUGGCACAGAGCAGCAUGAUACGAUCCAGCCCAGUGCAGGUCAGCCUGCUUUGGUCCAACCCAGUAUAGGUCAGCCUGGUUUGGUGCAACCUGGUGCCGGUCAACCUGGUUUGGUGCAACCUGGUGCAGGUCAGCCUGGUUUGGUGCAGCCUGGUGCAGGUCAGCCUGGUUUGGUGCAACCUGGUGCUGCAGGUCAGCCUGGUUUGGUGCAGCCUGGUGCAGGUCAGCCUGGUUUGGUGCAGCCUGGUGCAGGUCAGCCUGGUUUGGUGCAGCCUGGCGCUGCAGGUCAGCCUGGUUUGGUGCAGCCUGGUGCAGGUCAGCCUGGUUUGGUGCAGCCUGGUGCAGGUCAGCCUGGUUUGGUGCAACCUGGUGCAGGUCAGCCUGGUUUGGUGCAACCUGGUGCUGGUCAGCCUGCCUCGGUCCAACCUGGUGCAGGUCACCCUGGUUUGGUCCAGCCUGGAAUGUAUCAGCAAGGUUUGGUGCAACCCAGUGCAGGUCAGCCUGGUUUGGUGCGGCCUGGCGCUGCAGGUCAGCCUGGUUUGGUGCAGCCUGGCGCUGCAGGUCAGCCUGGUUUGGUGCAACCUGGUGCAGGUCAGCCUGGUUUGGUGCAGCCUGGUGCUGCAGGUCAGCCUGGUUUGGUGCAACCUGGUGCAGGUCAGCCUGGUUUGGUGCAACCUGGUGCAGGUCAGCCUGGUUUGGUGCAGCCUGGCGCUGCAGGUCAGCCUGGUUUGGUGCAACCUGGUGCAGGUCAGCCUGGUUUGGUCCAACCUGGUGCAGGUCAGCCUGGUUUGGUCCAACCUGGUGCAGGUCAGCCUGGUUUGGUGCAGCCUGAUACAGGUUCACAUGGCUUUUUUCAACCUGGUGUGUCUAUGCCUGGCUUGGUUCCACCUGGUACAUAUCCACCUGGUCUGGUACAGCCUGGUGGCUAUCCACAUGGCUUGGUCCAAUCUGGUGCCUAUCCACGUGGUUUCAUGCAGCCUCAUGCCGAUCAGCGUGGUUUGGUUCAACCUGUAAUAGAUCAGCAUUGGUUGAGGCAAUCUGGUACAGAUCAAGGCUUGAUACCACCAGGCACAGAGCUUCAUGGCUUUCCAACAUACCAUGCAGAUCCUCGAAGUUUUAUAUCACCACGCCCAUACCAGCAUGGUGUGGCACCUCCUGGCAGAGAUCAAUAUGGUCGGGUGUCACCACUCGUAGCCAGUCAAGGUUUGGCAUCACCAGGUAUAGACCGAAAAGGCUUGGUACCACGAGAGACUUAUCAACAAAGUUUGAUGCGUCCUGGCCCAGACCAGCGUGGCCCAAAACCAUUACGCACGGGUGUGGGAUCUGCACGCCAGGAUCAACAGCAUUUGGAAGCACCUGAACCAGAGCAGCAUGACCGGGCACAUUCUGUCCCAGACUCCCAUGGCCCAGGGUACCAAGGUGUAGAUCAGUAUGUCGAGGUGGGUUUGGAUCCAAAUGAAAUACGUGGCUCAGUCCGACCUGGAGUUUCUGUUCAGACUUCCCCAAGCCAAGAUGCCCCCUUUCUCAGGAGCACACGCUCCCUUGGCUAUUUAUACCGAGGCUUAUCAGAAAGGAGUGAUGUUCAGGGUGAGAAACGUGAUUCACUGGAUAAGUUGGCUCCUAGCUUCCCCAUGGCAGUGGAAACAUUUCGUCUGAUGGGAGAGCUUAUCGGCCUCUACGUGGAGCUUAAGGAGAACGUAAAGGAUCUGGAUGAUGAACAAGCUGGCCAAACAGACUUGGAGAAGAUCCAGUACCUGCUGGCACUGAUGGUCAAGAAGUCCAUACCCGCUGACCUGCAGGAACAGCUGAAGACCUUAAAGGCCUUGACCAAAGAAGUCCAGCAGGAAAAAGCAAAACUGGAGAAGGUGAACAGGAUCCUGGAGGGGGAGGGAGAGCAAGAAACAGGAAAGGAGGUGAACGCUGGCCAGCUGAGCCUGCAGCUGGGUGUCCUCAGAGUCACCGUGGCUGACAUCGAGAAGGAGCUGGCGGAGCUGAGGGAGAGUCAAGAACGGGGCAAGGUCAGCAUGGAACAUUCGGUCUCCGAAGCCUCCCUUUACCUGCAGGAUCAGUUAGACAAGCUCAGGACGAUCAUCGAGAACAUGAUGGCCUCGUCCUCCACGCUGCUGUCCAUGAGCAUGAGCGCGGCCCCGCACAAGCUCCCGACCACCCUGGCACCCAGCCAGAUCGACCCUGCGGCCACCUGCCCAGCCUGCAGCCUGGACCUGAGCCACCGGGUCAGCACGCUGGUGCAGCGCUACGAGCAGCUCCAGGACAUGGUCAGCAGCCUGGCUGCCUCCCGGCCCUCCAAGAAGGCCAAGCAGCAGAGCCAGGAUGAAGAGCUACUGGGCCGCGUGCAGAGCGCCAUCCUGCAGGUACAGGGCGACUGUGAGAAACUCAGCAUCAUCACCGGCAACCUCAUAGAGGACCAUCGGCAGAGGCAGAAGGACAUCGAAGUGUUGUACCAGGGUCUGGAGAAGCUGCAGAAGGAAAAGGCCAACAGGGAACACCUGGAGCUGGAGAUCAAUGUGAAAGCCGACAAGAGUGCCCUGGCAGCCAAAGUGAGCCGUGUCCAGUUUGACGCCACCACGGAGCAGCUGAACCACAUGAUGCAGGAGCUGGUGGCCAAGAUGAGCGGGCGGGAGGGGGACUGGCAGAAGAUGCUGGACAGGCUCCUGGUGGAGAUGGACAACAAGGUGAGGGGUGGGAGGCUCCAGGGCCCCCUGGACUGGGACAACGCCCUCCUCUCCAGGCGCCGCAGACCCCACCUGCUUCCUCAGAGCUCACCUGGGCCCCGCCCUCACCCACAGCUGGACCGCCUGGAGCUGGACCCAGUGAAGCAGUCACUGGAGGAUGGCUGGAAAUCCUUGCGACUGCAGCUCAAAGAACGUUCUCCGCUCUACCAGGUGGACGAGGCAGCCGCCAUGCGGAGGCAGCUCCUGGCACACUUCCACUGCCUCUCAUGUGACCGUCCCCUGGAGAUGCCUGUGACUGGACAAGUCAUCCCCCUGACUCCUGUGGGCCCAGGCCUGCCCGGGCACCGGUCCAUCCGCCCCUACACGGUCUUUGAACUGGAGCAGGUCCGGCAGCAGAGCCGCAACCUGCAGCUGGGCAGCGCUGCCUUCCCCUGGGGCAACCUGGGGCAGACGGAGCGGAGCGUGGGGCGCCUGCGCAGCUUGCACUCCAAGAUGCUGAUGGACAUCGAGAAGGUGCAGAUCCACUUCGGGGGCUCCGUCAAGGCCAGCAGCCAGAUGAUCCGCGAGCUGCUGCGCUCCCAGUGCCUCGGCUGCCCCUGCUACAGACGGCUGCCAGAUGCGGCCGAUCACACCUACGGGAGGUCGCCCCGGAGCUGCGGGGGCAGCCACACCCUCACCUACCCCUACCGCCGCACCCGCCUGCAGCACCUGGCACAGGGCCUGUACCCCACCGAGGAGAUCCAGAUCGCCAGGAAGCACGACGAGGUGGAUAUCCUGGGCCUGGACGGACAUAUUUACAAGGGACGGAUGGAUACAAGGCUGCCGGACAUCCUGAACAAAGACAAUUCGGGGAUAAAGCAUAAGGCCAAGCAGUCCCGGCCCCACGUGCACCGGCAGCAGUCACUCAGCGACAGCGGUCAGCUGCCCUCACGGUCCCAGAGCGCUCAGAUGCUGGCUGGCAACGACUCAGGUAGCUCCUCUCUGGAUGGUGGGUCGUGGCCUAGGCACUGCCCCUCGCCUCUCCUCCUUGGCCCGCCAGGCCCCUUUCCGGCCCAUGACUGGUAUAUACCUUUAUUUCCCUGGAGAGAGGAAGGGCCUGGGAGCUGAGGGAUGGGAUGCAAGGGAGGAGAGAGAAAACCCUUCAUUGCUGAGAGCUUGAUAAUGCGCCAGGUCUGUGAUCAGAUACUGUUACUGCCCCCAUUUCACAGAAGAGGAAAUAGGGACAGAGUUGCAGCCCAAGCUCUGGCUCCAGGCCCGAGUCCAUCCCCUGCUCACAUGUGCCGACUCUCACCUGCCCACUGAGAUGACACCUGCCGACAGCUCACCUGCCCAGUGAGAUGACAAACCUGCCAGCGGGGCUGGAGAUGCACAUGGACGCGCCUCCUGGGGAGGGGCUCGAGGAGCCCAUUCCGGGGCCAGGCUGAGCAGAGCUAUAAAUAAAUGUUUAGGAAAAAGCUUGGGGCCUUGCAGCUUCUCUGGUCCUGGCUCAGGAAGGUGGAGUGAGAGGCAGGGGCCGCUGCAGGUCGGAUGGCAGACCUCUUGCAGCCUGACCAUUAGGCCAUGGAGCUAAGCCCCCUGGCCUGGAAGGUCCCCCAAAGUCCCUGCUCUUUCCAGAGGGGCUAAAUCCUGCCUGAAAGCCAGAGGGCUAAGGGUUCCCUUGGGGUUUGGCUACACAUGGGGCCAGAGAGGGACAGUGGCCUGGAGCUAGGAGGCUGGAUCACUUCCAGGUGACUCUGAGCACCUCUCCCCCUUCUCUUGACCAGUUUCCUCAUCUGUCGAUAAAAGGGUGCUGGAUUAGGGCUGCUCAGUUAGGCUCCCCCUUGAGAGUCUAAGAAAGGUGCUGACUUUCUUCCCAUCAAAAGCUACGCACCCACAAUGCUUUGCAGCUACUUCCGGAGGUUCAAGGACCACCCCCACCCCCUGCCCAGGUUAAGAGCCCCAGCUACACCCCCCUUCCAGUUCCAGCAUUCAGUGGGUGCCUGGAGGAAGCGGAAACAGAAUAAGUGGUGGUCAUGUUGCCUCGCCUCUGUUGAGGGUUCCUGACCGGCCAGGCACUGCUGAGGAGCUUUCCACCUACAAACCAGUCUUCAUCCUCAUGCAUUAAGAGGCAGGGACCACUGUUGGUCCCACCUACAGCUGAGAAAGCCGAGGCACAGAGAGGUUAAAGUAUUUGCACAAGGUCACACAGCUAGGAAGCAGCAGAGCUGGAGUUCAAAGCCAAGCCAUCUGGCCCCAGAGCCAGCGCUGGUGACAAAGGGUAAGAGCCUGGGAUGGAGGAUUCAGCAGUGGACCGACAGCACAGGUCUGUGGCUCUUGGUUCCGAGUUGAUUUCUUGGGGGUACUUAGCUUUUUUCUCCCCAGCACUCCACCGUCUACUCCAAGGGCACUUAAAACGUGUGGAAGCAGCAGCAAGAGGGAAGGUAGUGUUAGGGAAAAUUCCUGCACCUAUUUGUGUCAAUAUUGCCUAAACAGUCCGUGUAUUAAGAGGGAACGUUACCAAAGAGGCAGGCUCUCAGCCCCUGGUGAAAGCUUAUUUAUUUUUAACUCAGAUUAUAAAGGAGUGUGACUUAGGGGCUCGUAUGAGGGCUUGCCACCCCCCCACCCCUCCCCAGCAUGAUGCCCUAGCUCGGCCUGGCUACUGGGGCUGCUCUCGACUUCCCUGGGCUUCGUGCUAGCUGGGCUGGGCCGCUGGCGGGCGUGGGAGCGAGACAGAGCCAGGUCUGCUCCCUGCUGUCUCGCACAUUCUUCUCUUCAACGGAAAGACAGACCCGUCUCCACCGAGGGGCGCCUCUCCCAGCCGAAUACAGCUCACCUGCCCAGUGAGAUGACAAACCUGCUAGCGGGGCUGGAGAUGCACGUGGACGCGCCUCCUGGGGAGGGGCUCGAGGAGCCCACCCCGGGGCCAGGCUGAGCAGAGCUAUAAAUAAAUGUUUAGGAAAAAGCUUGGGGCCAUGCAGCUUCUCUGGUCCUGGCUCAGGAAGGUGGAGUGAGAGGCAGGGGCCGCUGCAGGUCGGAUGGCAGACCUCUUGCAGCCUGACCAUUAGGCCAUGGCCCCCAAACAGGUUGAGCUGUUCUCUGAGGGUGCCAGGGCUUCGAGAGGGCUGAGUGUUGGACCCAGGGCCAGGAAGAGGCAGCACAGGCCAGACCCCAGGCUCCGGGGACUGGCGGGCCUGCAAGCGGUCUGCCCUCUCCUGACCCCAGCUGGACCCGGUGCUGUGGCCUUCUCUGGCACUGGCACUGCCUUCCAUCUGGGGAGGCUGGCCAGGGCACUCUGGUGAGGUUGGGAGCUUCAUGUCUGUGCUUGAGCUGUUCCUUGUGUACGAGCUGUACCUUGUGUAUCUUGGAGCAAAGGUAAGGGUGGCAGCCCUCCUGCUGCUGGCAGGGAGGCUCCUGGCACAUCCUGGGGGGGAGCAGUGCCACCAGCACCUGGGAAGGUUCCCGUUUGCUGUCCUCUGUGGCUUACCCUUGAGUGGCUGCCGCAGACGCAGGAGGGGCGCAGACCCAGGGGCCGCCAGGGCUAGGUCGUGUCCCUAUUCCCCUCCCUUCCCCACCCCUCCCCAGGAAGAUAGAACAGAAGUGUGCCUGGCAUUUGCCAGGGGGUCUUGAGGCCUGGCCCUUGCCCUGCUUCAGUGUCACCCCAAACAGGCCAGAGGGCUCACUGCUGUCCCCCAAGUCAACUGUAAGGGACAAGCGCGUCCCCAAUCAAAGCCCCAGGGACAAGGGAGUGCUGCCCCGCACCCGGACGGAGGCCUCUGCAGUCAUGGAAGCAGUUUUCUGCCUUCAGAUCUGUUCUCAGCAGCUCCCUCUUCCAAGGUGGGGUUCCCUCCCUCCCCACCACCACCCCCAGUCCCCUCUGACAUGGGAAGGGGAUGUCUGGGCCCAGUAAGAGGGCUGCUUCAGGGUGUGAAUUGAGGGAUGACAGAGUCACACAGGAAAGUGUAGCAGGAAGUAACCGAGAAAAGGGUUUCUCCCUCAUCCCCCUGUGGGCACAGGAGGGUGGAGUUGGCUGGGGUGUCAUGGGUGGGGCAGGCGCUCCCUGCGGGAAGGGGCAUCCCCCAUCUCUCCCCAUCUGCUGAGAUCCCGUUCACUGUUGAACGCUGGGGUCCCAGUUGGCACCGCCCACACCCCCACACCCUUUUCUCUGCAAGGGGCGGCAGGGCCAGGCCCAGGCCUCCUCUGCUCCUGCCUGAGAAAUGUCAGGUCACUGGCUCAGUGUCCCUGCUCUAGAAUCCCAACUCACCAGCUUGGAAGGGAGGAGCGGCAGCCAGGCCUCCCCGAUGCCCCGGAAAGGAUGAGGGGUGACAUUCCCCAAGCAGCCCAGGUCACCCCCGCCUCCCCGCACCCGGACCCGCCUGCCUACGCUCACCCAGGCCGCCCAGCACUGACCGCCCACGUGCCCACGAGGGGCCUUCCCCUUCCAGCCUGGGAAAGCACAGGUGGGCAGAGUGAGGGGUGCGGGUGGGAGGAGUCUCACAGGUUUCCAAGGAGGAAACAAAACUGAAACGACAAACCCAGCUUCAAAGUACAUGAUCACAUGCAGAGGGACCAAGGACAGCUGCGUUCCCAGUUCUCCACCCCUGCAGGGGCGGCCCCACAGGUGACCUUGUGAAGACACACGAGGCCCAGGAGCAGCACGGGCUGGCUUGCCAGGUGGGGCCCUUCCCAAGUGUCACUGCACGUUGGGCCUGAACCUCCAGGCCCCGCAGUCCUGAUCGACAGCAGUGCCCGGGCUGCUGAGAGAGGGAGGGAACGAGCCCACUCACACAUGUUAAAGGGGUUUGUUUUUUGCGGGGGGCAGGGGGCUCAGGAGGAAUCCCAACCCUGGGGCCAGCCACCCACUCCUCCAAUUGGGCGGACAAGCUCCUCACGCACCUGGCCACCUGCGCUGGAGUCUGAGAAGAGCCCAGCUGCCAUCACUGCUGCUUCCAUUCCAGCGCCUGAAGGCCGAGCGAAGGGGGGAAGGGAAAGGAAGCCAGUCCUCUUGGGGACCCACCCAGUCUCUGUGGCUCCCUGAUCGCCUCGGUUGACCUUUGGGACAGGGCCACACAACAUGCACAUGGGGACAGGUUACCCCAAAGGAGGCUGAGGGCAGGGACAGCAGAGACAGGUCCAGCGGCAAGCGCCUGGGGGAGCAAGCAGAAGCGUGGGGCUGCCAUUGGGCCCCCAGGCGGGGAGGCAGCUCCCCCACUGCAGGCAAAGACAGGGGCUCCGGGGCUGAGGCCUAGCCUGCGGUGGGCUGCACGGUGGCGAGAGCCAAGGGAGAGGGUUACCGUAACCAAGCCAGGACCUGUCCUUCCUCUCCUCCCCACGCACAACCGGAUCCAGCCUGUCGCGUGGCCCCCUGGCCAGGAUGCCCCUUAUCAGAGCGUCCAGACCCGCCACGUGGCAAUGGAGCUGGUCCCCCAACCACAGCACAGCCGAGAGCCUCACUACCCCUCUGCCCAAGGAGCACGCUCUCCACACCAAGGUAAAGAAAGGCACCGCAAACCAGGCAAGUUAGAAAAGUCUCUUUUAAGUUUUAAAUUAAAAUUUCACCCUGGUGAGAUGACUGAUUUGGGAACUAAAUCCAAAGGCAAGCUCUCCACUCUGUUGUCCGCGGCUGGGCUGCACGGUGGAAGAGGCAGGGCAGCUACGGGGGUCAAGCCCACUGGCCGAGCCCGGGCCUCUGACCCCAGUUGGCUCUUAAAGUCCCGCACAAGCCCUGCACACCUAGAUGGAGACAGGGGUGACACCGGGAGAGGCGACAAGAGCUGGAGAGCCACUGGCUGGGGGUGGGGAGAGCCUCAGGACGGCGAAGAGGGCCCACACCUUCACCCAGCCGCCGCACCCCUCCUGCCGCCAUCACGCUGAGUGGAGAGGUGGUGGUCCUUCUCCUGAUUCCAGAAGGUGUGGCCUUUGAGAGGAGGCAGCCGGCAGACACCUCGUGACUGCAGGAUCACACCACCUGGCUUCCAAGCACCUGCGCCCGGGACCGGGGUGGAGGAUGGGGUGCUGGCCCAAGGGGAGGCUUCUCUGGCCCUUCCCCACUGACCCAACACCCGUCAGCCAGCCCCGUUCUUACAUUAAUUACUUUUAUAUAUUCAUAUAUAUAU
Messenger RNA from Orcinus orca (killer whale), 13182 nucleotides. RefSeq names its product glutamine rich 2 (gene QRICH2). Lineage: Eukaryota; Metazoa; Chordata; Mammalia; Artiodactyla; Delphinidae. The coding region runs from base 2684 to 8197 and encodes 1837 amino acids. The transcript is spliced from 18 exons. The record is from RefSeq and is a predicted model, not a curated record.